AUGGCUACAGGAAGUGUAUUUCUGAAUCCAGGUCCACUAAUUCUUUCCAGAAUUUCAAAAGGGACCAGUGUCAUACUACCGUGCAGAACAAAUAGUUUCAUUGAAAGUGGCGUCGAUUUGUACAUUAAUCAUAUAAAAAAGACCAGUAGAAGCGAAUUUGAUCCAAGGAUUGGCUUCACUGUAGACUCGUUGCUUCUUAAUGACCGCACUGAAACGCCGAUUCGUUGUGAAUAUCGAAGUUCCACAUCAGAAAUAAUAAUUGUGCCAGGUGAAACUAAUAACCAGACGGAAGCUUUGCCGGAGAUUGUAAAUUUAAACGCGUGGCCAUAUGUCGGAGAGGAACUGACAAUGAGUUGUAAAUUUCUCACAAAGGAUACGUACAAGUAUGUGCUUACGUGGAGAUGCCCAAAAUGUAAAGUCGACAAGAAAAAAGAUGGAGGUGGAGUUACGGAAGUACUCAAGCCUAGUUUGCCAUCGAUAACUGAUUGUGAAGGUGCCGGCAAAGAAUUCUGA
Molecule: messenger RNA, 513 nt
Organism: Gongylonema pulchrum
Lineage: Eukaryota; Metazoa; Nematoda; Chromadorea; Rhabditida; Gongylonematidae
Source: the annotation of a GenBank genome assembly